CUCCGCCGGUCUGCGUAUCCAAUCCAGUUCCCAGCCUGACGAUCUGACGAUGGUUCUCGUGUUGGGCUUCAGCCUACUGGCCACGCUGCUGGCCAGCUCGGCCGACACCGUUCUGGAGUGUCCGGCCGACUCGGUGACCCCCGGUACGGUGCAUUUGGCCCACCCGACGGACUGUCAACGGUACUUCACGUGCGUCGGAGCACGGAAGCUUGAGCAGCGCUGCCCGGCCGGGUUCGAGUGGAACGUGCUCGAGUCGUCCUGUGACCGGCCGGAGUUGGCCAAGUGUUCCUCGGCUGGCGGUCCUCGGCUGGCGAAGGAUCGGCGACCGGGUGGCGAUCUGGUCAGCAAGUGUCCGGCCCAGUUAACCCGCUGCCCACUGGACGCGGACCCGGCGAAGGAGGUGAUCUUCUUGCCGCACCGGGACUGCCGCAAGUUCUACGCCUGCGUCUCGACGGUGCCGACGGAGUUGAGUUGCCCGAAGCGGCUGUACUGGAAUCAGGAGUCUUGUCGGUGCGAAUACGAACGGCCGGACGGGAAGGAGUGUGACCAGGACGGUGGGGGUCGCGUUCGGGUGCGCCGAUCGGACGAUGACGGUACCACAACGACCGAGACACCGCUUCAGUCGGGUGCCAACCUUCGAUCCUUUUCUUCCGUGGCGAUCCUACUCGGAACGCUGCUGUUAAAUCUGGAUUUCUGAGAGCGACCGCAUGGAACUUCUCCAAGUGCUUUGCACGAAUUUACGGAAGACCUUGAGUUGGAGGUGUGAUCAGAAAAAAAGGACUGUAAUUUGAUAUAGAAUAAAAAAAAACGGGUGUUAAUGUAAGAAGCAGCUUUCUAAAACACGAACAAACCUUCGAUAAGUCAUGUCCAAUAGUCCGCGUGGCCCAAAUGGGCUUAAUUUUUACGCCGCCUAACGCAAGCACGUAUCCCAACAUUCUUAAUGGU
This is a messenger RNA of Anopheles bellator, 945 nucleotides long. RefSeq names its product peritrophin-1-like. Gene Ontology annotation, molecular function: chitin binding. The transcript has 2 exons. Gene Ontology annotation, cellular component: extracellular region. The coding region runs from base 50 to 697 and encodes 215 amino acids. The record is from RefSeq and is a predicted model, not a curated record. Lineage: Eukaryota; Metazoa; Arthropoda; Insecta; Diptera; Culicidae.